AUGUCGGCUCUGCCAUUCAGGCGGCUGGACCGGCGCAGCCCUGCCCUGGGGCUCGGCUUCUGGGCCAACGGACGUCCCCGGGAGGGCACCCGCCCCAGCUACCUCCGCUUGUCCGCGCUGGGACACAGUGGCGGUCACUUCAUCACGGACACGCGGACUCAACACGUGGUCCCCGUGCAGAGUCGCUGGGUCAGAGCACACCUCCUGAGCGGGGACCGCAUGCCCAUCGCGGACCCGGGAGAAGAUAUGCUGAGGCCACUCGGAGCCUUUGGAACCCAGGCUCCGAGUCUGCUGGCUUCAGGCUCCAGAGAGGCACUGCAGCGGAAAGUCCUGAGCUCGCCACCGGGUAUUAGUUUUGGCCAGUGUAAAACAUUCACAAUAAAAACAAAAAACCCAGGACAGCCGGGCCCUCCCACGUCUCCCUCUCCCCGCGGCUCGCCCCGCACGUGGCUCUGCGGUUCCAGCGUCGGUCCUGAGCUUGUGACCGGCUCCCCUGCCCGUGCAGAGGGCGGCUUCUGGGGACGCCGCUUGUCCGGAGCCUGCGGCCGCUGCAAAAACCCACGAGAGGCGGGUAGAGCGGCCCUGCGGGUGGUGGGGACAGACUCGCGCGCCAAGAAGCUGUCACUUGCCGCCCGGCGCGCGCCCGCUAGGCUGCCGAGCAACCGCCAGCCAAUCGCCGCCGGGCCCCAGCCGUUUUACGGCAGCGGCCCUCCCCCUUCCCCCUGCGCACCGCCUCCGAGGGGCGGGGCGGAGGUGUGCAGCGAGCGCCAGCCAAUCGGCGCCGCCGUCUCGCGCUCAGCGCCCUCCCGUAGGCCAAGAGCCGGGCGGCGGCCGUAA
Messenger RNA from Rangifer tarandus platyrhynchus (Svalbard reindeer), 837 nucleotides. The record is from the annotation of a GenBank genome assembly. Lineage: Eukaryota; Metazoa; Chordata; Mammalia; Artiodactyla; Cervidae.